Messenger RNA from Eurytemora carolleeae, 810 nucleotides. RefSeq lists its product as uncharacterized. The coding region runs from base 24 to 674 and encodes 216 amino acids. The record is from RefSeq and is a predicted model, not a curated record. Lineage: Eukaryota; Metazoa; Arthropoda; Copepoda; Calanoida; Temoridae. The transcript has 8 exons.
CAAUUCUACAAGAGAAUUAUAAUAUGCUUGGUUUAUCAUGCAUUGUUUUCUUUAACUUUUUUCUUGUUCAUGGACUAACUACUUCUUCAAGUUUAACCCAGAAGGGUGUCUGGAGAAGAGCUUUCAAUGGAAACCAGAUAGUAAGGAAACAGGAGGGCUCAGAACAUUUACAUCUUCAUCCUAUUCAGCCCCGCCAGCAGCAUGGUAUACAACACCAGGAAAAUUUAAUAGGAAACACGGUUCUGAAUAAUAAUGAAUACAAGGACAAGAAUGAAGCUUAUCCAAACAUCUUUAAUCUACUCACGGAUGUUGCAUUCAGAAAUAAAGGAUUUGUUCAAGAGAAUUUAGAAAGUGAGUUGAUGCACAGUGUGGAUAAGAAAAAUGUUAAACGAGACAGGACCCAACUGCGUCUAUCACUAUCCAACAACCUAGAUAUUCUCAGAGAAAAAUUAUUAAAAGAAAUAUCAAGGAAGAGCAUGAAUGAAAUUCAGGAAGAAGAUGGAUUGAAUGGCGGGGAGGAUGCAAGGAUUGUCCACUGGAAGAAAAUGAAAGCAAUGAUACAAAAGAUGAAGAUGGGAGGAUUCCAGGAGCAAAGAGCAGUUAGAGCAAAUAUUCAGAGAAGAUUGUACAGGCUGGCCCCUUCUUCUAAACCUAUCCAUAGUCUGGGAAAGUAGGAUGUAUAAACUGGAUAUAUCCAACCCUUGGUUAAUUCUUGAUACUGACAAUAUUAAACUACAUGUUAAAUACAUGUGUAACAUAUAAAAGCUAUUAUUAUGAAAAAUUCAACAAAUAAAUUGAGAUUAAAUUUCU